GGCAGGAGACCCACCACUUCCCGUUUCCGGCCUAGUGCAUAUUAGGGCCACCAGGAAACCCCACGGGCACACUUCGCCGAAUAUUGCAAAAUUUCAAUUGGAGCUCCCGCCGGCCUCGAAUUUUCGCAUCUUCAACAACCCGCCCAACGUUCAGCCGACAAAACUUGUCCCGACACCUGGACAAGAUGGCCUCCCGUCCCACAGUUACCGUCAUCGGCGCCGAUGGCAAGGCCACCGGUGCCACUGAGGUCCUCCCCAAGGUCUUCAGCGCCCCCAUCCGCCCGGACAUCGUCAAGCACGUUCACACCGGCAUGGCCAAGAACAAGAGGCAGCCGUACUCCGUCAGCGAGAAGGCUGGCCACCAGACCUCGGCCGAGUCGUGGGGUACCGGUCGCGCUGUUGCCCGUAUCCCCCGUGUCUCCGGCGGUGGUACUCACCGUGCCGGUCAGGCCGCUUUCGGUAACAUGUGCCGUUCCGGCCGCAUGUUCGCCCCCACCAAGAUCUGGCGCAAGUGGCACGUCAAGAUCAACCAGGGCCAGAAGCGCUUCGCUACUGCUUCCGCUCUUGCCGCCUCUGCCGUGGCUCCCCUCCUGAUGGCCCGCGGCCACCAGGUCGCCACCGUUCCCGAGGUUCCCCUGGUCAUCGACUCCUCCGCCGUUGCCGGUGAGGCCGUCGCCAAGACCGCCGCUGCCUUCGGCCUCCUGAAGGCUGUUGGCGCUGGUGCCGACGUCGAGAAGGUCAAGGGCUCCAAGAAGGUCCGUGCCGGCAAGGGCAAGCUCAGAGGCCGCCGCCACCGCCAGCGCCGUGGUCCUCUGGUCGUCUACAGCGCCGAGGCCGAUGGCAAGGAUCUCGUCAAGGGUUUCCGCAACAUCACUGGUGUCGAGACCUGCCCGGUCGAUGCCCUCAACCUCCUCCAGCUUGCUCCCGGCGGCCACCUCGGCCGCUUCAUCGUGUGGACUUCGGCUGCCAUCAAGCAGCUCGACUCGGUCUACGACAGCAAGAAGGGCUUUUUCCUCCCGUCCAGCGUUGUUGCGCAGGCCGACCUUACCCGUCUGAUCAACAGCUCCGAAAUCCAGAGCGUCCUCCGCGCCCCCAAGGGCGAUGCCCGUACCAAGCGCGGCGCUGUCCAGAAGAAGAACCCGCUCAUCAACAAGCAGGUUCAGCUCCGCCUCAACCCGUACGCCAAGACCUUUGCGAAGGAGAAGCUGGGUGAGCUCAAGGCGGACGAGGGCAAGCCUCAGCCUCCCACGGCGGCUUUCAAGGAGCAGCUGCACGAGGUUUAAGCUGGGGUUGUUAAAAGGACGGGAGUGGUUGCGGGAACUUUAUUCGGCGUAACGGAUUAAGCAUGUGUAAACGCACAUCAAUGAAUUCUGAUACCGACAUGGCAUUUGCUUUGUGACACAAACUACCUACGCUUUCCCAAGAGCAGACCUCGAUAUUGAAUGAGAGUUUCGAGUGGGCAGCAGCA
This is a messenger RNA of Chaetomium fimeti, 1468 nucleotides long. RefSeq names its product ribosomal protein L4 domain-containing protein. The transcript is spliced from 4 exons. Gene Ontology annotation, cellular component: ribosome; cytosolic large ribosomal subunit. Bases 186 to 1283 code for a protein of 365 amino acids. Gene Ontology annotation, molecular function: RNA binding; structural constituent of ribosome. The record is from RefSeq and is a predicted model, not a curated record. Lineage: Eukaryota; Fungi; Ascomycota; Sordariomycetes; Sordariales; Chaetomiaceae. Gene Ontology annotation, biological process: translation.